Messenger RNA from Prinia subflava (tawny-flanked prinia), 6197 nucleotides. It is a transcript of the gene SPIRE1, whose product is annotated as spire type actin nucleation factor 1. The transcript has 17 exons. Bases 327 to 2687 code for a protein of 786 amino acids. NCBI's taxonomy places the organism in Eukaryota, Metazoa, Chordata, Aves, Passeriformes, Cisticolidae. Gene Ontology annotation, biological process: Golgi vesicle transport; actin nucleation; intracellular transport. Gene Ontology annotation, molecular function: actin binding. Gene Ontology annotation, cellular component: cell cortex; cytoplasmic vesicle membrane. The record is from RefSeq and is a predicted model, not a curated record.
GACGCCAUUGCGUUGCUAUGAGCUGUCGCUCCCCCUGCGGCGGCGGCGGCGGCAGCGGGCGGACCGGGCGCCGAUCCUGUGCCUGCCUUCCUCCUGACUCCUGCCUGUUUCCUGGCUCCUGCUGCCUGCCGCGCGGGCCGGGCUGUCCGUCCGGCGGCCUGGUGGCACUAGCGGGGCGGAGAGGAUGAGCACGGCGGGACCGGGCGGCAGCAGCAGCACAAGCGGCAGCAGCAGCAGCAUCGGCGCAAGCAGCAGCAGCAUCAGCAGCCGCUGCCGCGGCGGCGGGGCCGGUCGCUGAGCGAGGAGCACCGGGGCGGACGCCGGGCAUGGAGCCCCAGCCCGGCGCCUCCCGCCCGGCCGCCGAGGAGGAGGAGGACGGCGGCGGCGGGUCCGGCCGGCAGCCGGAGGCGCUGUCGCUGGAGGAGAUCCUUCGGCUCUACAACCAGCCCAUCAACGAGGAGCAGGCGUGGGCCGUGUGUUACCAGUGCUGCGCCUCGCUGCGCGCCCGCGCCCGCCGCGGAGAGACCCCCGCCGCCAGGCCGGGGGCGGCGGCCGCGCACCUCCGCGUCUGGCGGGACGGCGCCGUCACCCUGGAGCAGGACGAGCCCGACCGGCCGCCCCCGCCCGCCGCAGAUAAAUCAGGCCGUUUACACUGCACAGAAAUGGAGGUUAUUGAAUCACUAGGGAUUAUUAUAUAUAAAGCCCUGGACUAUGGUUUGAAGGAAAAUGAAGAGCGGGAAUUAAGUCCUCCACUGGAGCAGCUUAUUGACUACAUGACUAAUGCCACAGAAACAGAUGGGAGCAGGGAUGAAGGAUAUGAUGCUCUGGAUGAAGGAGUGGAGGAUGAUGAUGAUGACGAAGAGGAAGUUGAGGCCAUUCACUCCUAUAAAGAUGUCAUGAAGCUGUGUGCUGCCCACCUGCCAACCCGAUCAGAGGCGCCCAACCACUAUCAAGCAGUGUGUCGGGCUCUGUUUGCUGAAACAAUGGAGCUCUACACUUUCCUGGCCAAAAUUAAAAGUGCAAAAGAGAACCUGAAGAAGAUUCAGGAAAUGGACAAAGAAGCUAGUGAUGAAUCCAGCACGGAUCUUGAUGAACUGAAAAAUGCUGACUGGGCCCGUUUCUGGGUGCAAGUGAUGAGAGAUUUACGGAAUGGUGUUAAACUUAAGAAGGUUCAAGAGCGUCAGUACAACCCACUCCCCAUAGAAUAUCAGCUCACACCCUAUGAGAUGCUGAUGGAUGAUAUUCGAUCCAAACGCUAUACCUUAAGGAAGGUCAUGGUCAACGGUGACAUCCCACCUCGAUUAAAAAAGAGUGCCCAUGAAAUAAUCCUGGAUUUCAUCCGAUCGCGGCCUCCGUUAAAUCCUGCCUCGGCGAGGAAGCUGAAACCAACCCCGCCACGGCCCCGCAGCCUCCACGAGAGGAUCCUGGAGGAGAUCAAGGCAGAGAGGAAAUUACGUCCAGUGUCCCCUGACGAGAUCAGGCGCAGCAGGCUGGAUGUACCAACGCCAGAGGCUGGAAGAAAAUUAGUGGAAGCCUCUGUAGUGAACGGUGGCCCAGCACCACAGGGAAAGCAGAACGGGGCCACACAGGUGACAGUGCAACGCAAGAGGCUCCUUAAGGCUCCCACGUUGGCUGAACUUGACAGCUCGGAUUCAGAGGAGGAAUCGGUGCACAAAUCAGGAAGCAGCAGCAGCAUCUCCCCCUCACAAGUGGAAGACCCCUCUCAAGAAGGCACCAGCAGCAGAAAGAUGCCUCCGAAGUUCUUGCCCAUAUCGUCUACGCCGCAGCCCGAGAGACGGCAGCCGCCUCAGAGAAGACACUCCAUUGAAAAGGAAACACCAACCAAUGUGAGACAGUUCCUACCCCCUUCAAAACAGAGCUCCAGGUCACUUGUUCCUAGGAUAACCAGUUUAUUUCCAAGGAUGACUUUCAGACCACUUUUUUCAACUAUGCAAACAGCUUCUCUGCUCAGCUCUCAUCCCGUUGAAGCAGCCAUGUGUGGGGUGGCAGGGGCUAUGUACUAUCUCUGUGAGAGAGCUUUUGCCAGCAGGUGGAAACCCGCAAAGGAGGAGUUCUGUUACCCUGUGGAAUGUCUGGCUCUGACAGUGGAGGAGGUCAUGCACAUCCGUCAGGUGCUUGUGAAGGCAGAGCUGGAGAAGUACCAGCAGUAUAAAGAUGUCUACACUGCUCUCAAGAAAGGAAAGCUCUGCUUUUGCUGUCGAACAAGAAGGUUUUCUUUCUUUACCUGGUCUUACACUUGUCAGUUCUGCAAAAGGCCUGUAUGCUCACAGUGUUGCAAAAAAAUGCGGCUGCCAUCGAAGCCAUACUCCACCCUCCCCAUCUUCUCCCUGGGACCUUCAACCUUGCAAAGGGGAGAAAGCUUCAUGAGGCCAGAGAAACCCUCUACCAGUCACCACCAUUCCCUACGGAGCAGGUUGACCUCAAGGUCCAAGUCUGUGGAUAAGUCACAAGAAGAGUUUCCCAAAGAAUUAAUGGAGGACUGGAGCACAAUGGAGGUUUGCGUGGACUGCAAGAAGUUCAUCUCAGAGAUCAUCAACUCCAGCCGGCGCAGCUUGUCUCUGGCCAACAAGCGAGCCAGGUUGAAAAGGAAAACGCAGUCGUUCUACAUGUCGUCCCCAGGAACCUCGGAGUACUGCCCCUCGGAAAGGACGAUCAACGAGAUCUGAGCCGUGUGCCUUCUGCUCUGCUUCCGUCCCCGUGAGGUCACCACCCGUGAGCGAGGUCACCGGAACCGGAUUGUCACCCCCUCGCUUCGUGCCACUCGACUGGCUUGGGUUUGCAUUCCAUCAUAGGAUUCCCUACUCCAGCAGUUCCCACAGACACGGAGCGCUGUGUUUGGGUCUGUGCAGGGUGAUACACGAUGGGUCAGCAGCUCGCGCUGGGAGAAAAUCAGUGGUUUGAAAUUGUUGCCUCUUUUGUACCUGUGUGUGGAAAUGAGAAAGCCUUUUCUCGCUUUCAAUCUUUUUUUAAUCAUGCGUUGAGUCAUUUUUCAUGAGAUGAGCUGAGAGCAGGUGUCUGAUGGAGAACCAGAUCCAUCACAGUGUCAGUGUUAGCACGGUAGCAAACAGUAGGUCCUGCUGCAUUCCCACCCUCGGAACGCUCACGCCCUUGUUGAGGCAGCCGAGGGCCGUGUCGCACACCAGGCACUCAGUGUGAGCAGCUCUGGUCAAAUCCAUCUUCCUUUGAGCCGUUUUGGUUGCUCUGAGGUCGGGGUCAGCACGGGACUCUACAAUGUCAGUGUCCUGGGGCAAAGCGGGUGACCAAGCUCUUCGCCCGUGCGGUCGGUCAUACCCCUGAGCUACUGUACUUCUUAAGCCUUAGUGUCCUUCUGAGUGACUCCUGAGCAGGUUGUAGUAGUUUACUUUCUAUCUCGAAUGUAUGAUAAUGACUACUAGUAGCAGUGAAUUUUAGUAGUAGACAAAGCUGUACAGUUUAUGGGGAGGAGGGGAAAUAAGGGAGGCUUCUAAUUUUAACUGAAUACCUGUAAAAUUGUUCUCGUGGUUACUCAGAGAGAGCAGUGAGUAAGGUGUAAAUUUGUAUUAUAAUGGAGCACACAGAUACUGCUAUAGUUCUGUCUGACAGCAUAUCCACUAGUGACCCCAUUUUUACUGGGGUUUAUAACUUGGCUGUAAAAAUUUGUGUUCUGCUGAAAUUUGGGUAGUCUCUCAGAUUGGGAGCAAUCGUUCUUUUUUUCUUUAAUCUUUUUUUCGUUCUUUCCCCCUUUUUGAUUCACUCACAAGGGAGUGCUAGACUAACUGUUUAGAAGUUCCAACAGUUUUACAUUAACUGACAUCUCGUGGUUUUUUGCACUUUUUUUAUAUUCAAAAUACUUUUUUUUUUUCCUCAUUCAGUCAUAGCCAGAGUUUAGUUAAUAAUUUGGGGCCAGAUCUUUUUGGUAUUUAAAAACAAGCUAACAUAGCCAAGUUAUUAAUACUUGAAAAUCAACUACUGUAACUUUUUUCAUAAAUUUUUUAAUACCCUGAGGCAUAUUUAAUAUCUAUAUAGCAGUGUAUUAUAGAAUGACAUAGCAGAAAAGUUUCAGAUCUAUUUAUUAACAUUUCUAUACUUCGAGUUAAUGAGAGAUACCUCAGAACUGCUCCAAAGUAGCUGGGACUGGACUUCCAUAACAUAAUUUUAAAGGUGUAUUAAUUAAAACAGCUUCCUCUGUCGAAAAAGCCCAAAAGACAGACUGACCCUGUGGCCCUGGCAAGGCACAGUGCCCAGGCUGGGAGGCACCAGGGCUGCUUGGCUCCCAUUUGGCAGCCUUUGGAGCAGCCAUCCAUAUCGUCUCUUUUAGGCUGAUUUGAAAAGCACAUGCAAAGGUCUAUGUAAACCUUCCCAGGGAAUCAGCCAUCCUUGUUUUUUGUUAAAAGCCCCCUUGGAGAAUGAGAAUUUUUGCAUAUGUAGGGCUUAUUGAAAUAUUUUCUGUUUCUUUCUGAACCAAUGCAAGCAGGAAAAGCAGGGCUCAGUGCUAACUCUCCCUCCUUGCUGUCCCGUGUAAGGUCAGGUGUCACAGUCCUCUCCUCGUGGUAUCUCUGGAAGUGUCUUGCAUGUAAAGGCACCUGCAGUACUGGCGUGAGAUAGGGAUGUAGGAUUGCAGGGGAGCAGCACAGGCUGGCUGCUGGGAGGGUUCUGCUGUUGCUGCAAGGGUCGCCUGAUCUCAGUCACAUCAGCACUUUCUCUUCUUUCUGUGCCAAAACCAGGCCGUGUGUUGGCUGCACGGUGCUCCAGGGAAACCAGACGGAAACAAACGCAGGAAAUCUCACUUUGCAUCUGCCCUGUUGUUGUUGUUGUUGUUACAAUUUUUUCAUGAAGAUGCUCCCGGCCGCGUUACAGUUGUGCAGUCCUCUGCUCAGUCUGCUUCCCUGGUGUCCUCAAGCCACUGAGGUGCAGGACAUCCAGCACAUUUCUUUUCCUCUUGGAGAGGAAUUUGGGAUGAUGUAGAGCAGGCAGGAUGAAGGACUAAGUAACUCCUGAGCGUGCAAGGGAAACAAGUCUUUCCUGCCUGUGCCCUGCUCCACUCUGGCAGUGUCAGGGGUGGCUCUGGGGCAGUGGCAGAGCCUUGUGACCCGGCCUGUGCCUUCCCAGAAUCCCACGAGCCCUUGGCUCAGGGCAGGCUCUGCUGUGCUUGGUAGGGCACAAACACUGAAAAACAAUGCAGUGGUUGUACAGACAGCUCCCUGUUGCUCACACAGAGCUGCCAUGGGCCAUGGCCUGAGUAACCUCCCUUUCUCCCUGGGAAAAACCCUCCAAGCUGCUGACACAUGCUGUGGCAGGCUCCAAGAGACGUGGCGUGGAGGGCUGCCUCUCCCCUUAGCUCCAUCCCUCGCUCCCUGGCACAGCUGUGCCCUUUACCCUGGCAUUCAUUCCACAAGAGGAGAAGCAGCGGGUUGGUUGCCUGGUCGCAGGAAGCUGAAGGAGCUCAGCUCGCUGCCUGCCUGGCUCUGCAGAGUGGGCUAUUUUUAGCUUUCCAUCUCCUCCCUGCCUGCACCAGCAUCCCAAAUCCACUGCAGCCAUUGGCCCAGCACCCCGUGGUGCUGCCCAGCAUGUCCUAGUUACGGGCUGAACUUCACAUCAGCGUCAGAGGGGGAAAUCAGAAGCUUGUAAAUAUCUGUAAUAUAUUUAUUAAUAUUUAGGAAGUCUCCAUCAAUCAUGCAAUGGGAAUUGACUUUCCCAUGAUGUUUUAAAAAGGAAAUGAGUCUUAUUUAUAUGUGUGUUGGCUGUUAUCUUUUAUUAGACUUAACGCUUUCAGCCCCCUAAUACAGUUUGCACAUCUUAGAGUGAAUUACUGCUGAAAAGAACGCGGCACUAGCACAGUGAAUCCCGUUCCAUGAAUUUUAAAAUUAUUUUCUUCUGGUUUUUUUAGCUUUUUUAGUUUGCCCAAGGUCUGUUAAAAUAUAUCAUAGGAGACCCAAGGAGCUAAAAAUGCCUCUGGCAGCAUCAGUCUUGUUUUGUAUGUGAACCUGGUUGUGGGGAAUGCGAAACCAGCUCUGCCUCACGGCGGUGAUGGAAGAUGUGAGCAGGCUUUUGCUGCUGCUCUCAUAUCUGACCUUUCAACUGUUCAUGGUGACAGUAGUGUUUUGAGGGGUUGUUGGUUUUUUUUUCGUUUUCUCCAUUACUUCCUUUAUACAGGGAGGAGUGUUACCUGGUAAAAAUAAAAUGUCUUUCCAUUAUAA